ACUUGUAUCUGCCUGCUUACUUGAAUAAACAUUCUACCUGUCUCAUAAACAGUUUAACGCUGAAUAUUUGAGAUAAAAGAUAGUUAAUAAUUGAUACUUUCACAUCAUGACCGAGUACAGUAUAUGCAGUAGACAGGAGAGUACUGAAAGUUUGACAUCAUCGUCUGCCGUCACAAGCGAAGAAUAUUCAGACGAUGAUAAAGAAAAAGACGGCUACGGUAUACAAGAUUUCAAUAUUAUCAAGACUAUAGAAAGAAAACGCUUUCAGACAGAGAAAUUCAAGAUCUGGCUGAUAAUUUGAGCGACAUAAGCGUAGAUGGUUGUUAAAAUGAUGAAGAUCUUCUAGAUGAAGAAAUGGAAUAUAUUCCUGAUUUUACUACAGAUAACUUCAAGGCACAGGAUACCUACAAUGCUCAAGAAAAUAGAGACGAGAGUGACUUUAUUAUUGAAAAUUUACCAAUACUCUUUGAAGCUGAUAACAUCCUACUAGAAACUUUGGAAGUAAACAAUACUACAGUCUUGACUUCAAAUAACUGCGCUCAAAGUUUCAACUCUAAACCAAUUGACAGUCCGCUAGCAGAUUUAGGCAAUUCACAAAAUAACACCCCGAGAAGAGCCGUUCGUUUUAAGCGCGUUAUUACUCCUACUGCUGAAUCAACAAGCUCAAGUAACAACAAAGAUGGAAAUUUACAACAAAACGUACUGGUACAUUUGGCAGAGUUCUUCUGUGUAAAAAUAAAGAAACGGAUGAAUAUGGCGCUAUGAAAAUAUUAUGCUUGGCGGAUGUAAUAAGAUUGAAACAAGUAGAACAUGUUAAAAACGAAAAGAACAUUCUACAAGAAAUUAGGCAUCCUUUUAUUGUUAAUUUGUUAUGGUGUGACAGGGACGAAAUCUGUAUUUACAUGCUGUUCGAAUACGUUUGCGGUGGAGAACUAUUUUCUUACCUCAGAAAUGCUGGCAGAUUUACGUCAUCCACGGCCAAUUUUUACUCGUCAGAAAUAAUUUCAGCUUUGGAGUACCUCCAUUCAAAACGUAUAGUCUAUAGAGAUUUGAAGCCCGAAAAUUUAUUGCUAGACAAGGAUGGUCAUUUAAAAAUAACAGAUUUUGGAUUCGCCAAAAAACUCACAGAUAGAACUUGGACAUUGUGUGGUACACCUGAAUAUUUGGCACCCGAAAUUAUACAGAGCAAAGGACACAAUAAAGCAGUUGAUUGGUGGGCUUUAGGUGUUCUGAUCUACGAAAUGUUAGCUGGUUACCCUCCAUUUUACGAUGAUAACCCAUUUGGUAUUUACGAAAAAAUUCUCAGUGGUAAAAUCGAGUGGCCUAGACAUCUAGAUACAGUCGCCAAGGAUCUUAUAAAAAAAUUGUUAGUACAAGACAGAACGAAAAGACUGGGAAACAUGAAGUGUGGUGCUGAUGAUAUCAAAAGGCAUCGUUGGUAUAAAGGAAUAGACUGGUACGAUGUAGUUCAGAGAAAACUUACUCCACCCAUAAUUCCCAGAAUAAGUUACGAUGGUGAUUCAAGUAAUUUUGACGACUACCCUGAAGAAGAUUGGAAAUCAACAAGGACGUUGGAAGAGUCAGAAUUGAAAUUAUUUGAAGAUUUUUGAAGUCCAUAAUGUUUAUUUCAUUAUGUAUUAUUGGAACAAUGAGUUUAUUUUUGGUGAAGUAAUCUAGUAUGAAACUACUCUUCUUGGUCAAUUUUAAUUAAUAUUGUUGAUUGUUCAUUGGCAUUUAUAAAUAUGAAUUGACAUUAACAAAUCUGAGAGAGAAACAAUCAUAAUAAGUAGAAUUUAAAUAAGUAUUUCAUUUUUGUUUCAUGGGUUUGGAUGCAUUACUGCUGUACUGAAACGAGAUAAUAAUAAUAAUAAUAAUAAUAAUAAUAAUAAUAAUAAUAAUAAUAAUAAUAAUAAUAAUAAUAAUAAUAAUAAUGAUAAUAAUUAGGAAGCCUAACAGAGUACAAGAAUUGUGCACAACCCUCUAAAUGCUUGAGAAACCACAUCAGAAAAUUAUUCAAGAAAAUAGGUACUCACACACAGCAUCCAGAACAUCAAAAACAUUUGCGUGAGUAUAUCGAUCUGCUUCAGCACAAGCUGAAAGCGAAGUCGAAAUAUUGAGUGUACAGAGAAAAAGCUACAGAAUAAUACUUUUCAUAGCAACCAAAAAGUAUUUUACAGGAAACUUGUAGCUACUCCCCAUAAAUCACCAAUCAACCUAUACCAUCGAAACUGACAUUGGAAAAGUAUUGGUCUUCAUUGUGGUCAACUCCCAAAAUUCACAAGAGAAAUGCCAACUGGAUAGCAGCCGAAGAGAUACGAUUAAAUAUUGCUCCGAUUCAGUUUGAUGAUUUCACACUGAAAGAAAUCACUGACGUAAUCCAAAAUACUAACAACUGGAAAGCACCGGGAGUUGAUAAUAUCCAAAACUUCUGGUAUAAGAAAUUCCCGAGCGUAUACAUGGAAUUAGCGAAGCAAUUUUCUCCCUUCCUACAUAACCAAGAAGAUAUUCCAACGUAUUUAGCACUGGGUUCCACUCAUUUGCUUCCAAAGAGCUCUCAGAAGGAUGAUCCCACUAAGUACAGACCUAUCACGUGCCUACCCACUUUAUAUAAAAUACUUACAGCUUGUAUCACUAAAAGAAUUUAUAGGCACGUCAAGGAAAAUAACAUCUUAGCAGAGGAAGAGAAAGUUUGCAGAAGAGAUCAUCAAGGGUGCAAAGAACAGCUUAUCAUGGACUCUGUGAUACUUCGGCAAGCACAGAAAGAUCACCGAAAUAUACACACUGCUUUUGUGGAUCAUAAGAAAGCGUUUGAUAGUGUACCUCAUUCCUGGCUUGUGGAGGUCUUGCGGAUUUAUAAAGUUCACCCAACUAUUCUACAAACGAACCAACAUCUUGAAAUCGGUCCAAAUUCCCUCAGUACUGACGAAAUACCCAUUCAUAGGGGAAUAUACCAGGGCGACUCCCUGAGUCCGUUAUGGUUCUACCUUGCAAUUAAUCCCCUAUCUACCAUUCUCAAUGAUACAAAGUACGGAUUCAACAUUAAAGCAAACACAGACACCAACUGUACCAUCUCCCAUCUUUUUUAUACGGACGAUAUCAAGCUAUACGCAGCAAAUAAGCGUCAAAUCAAUCACCUUCUCGAUAUAACACAUCGAUUCUCUACCGAUAUACAUAUGGAGUUUGGAGAAACCUUCAAAUACCUAGUCUUUCAACAGGCUAAGUUGCUGGACCACAAGCAGGCAAAAGCUAGAAUCCAGGAUCAAUACACCAAAAGGAUGAAGUCACUUAUGCAAUCCGAAUUAAAUGCAGGCAACUUAGUCCAGGCAAUCUACACCUAUGCCAUAGGUACCUGUUUUAACGUACUCUUUUGGAAUCCUGAAGUGGACGAAAACAGAGCUAGAGAACAACCACCACCCGAAGUCAUCCACUAUUAAAACAACAUUACCCCGAAUGGAGGGUGGAAGAGGCUUGAUUGACCUUAUUAACCUGCACUCUCGACAGGUAAUGAAACUAGGUGAAUUCUUUCAUAUUAAAUCGGAAGUCUCAACUCUACACCGGAUUAUAUCCGAAGCGGAUAAGGAUUAUUUACCUCUCAACAUCGAAUCGCCAGAAUCUGACUUAAAUGUAGUAUUGGACACCGAAAAGCUGGAACAGUGGUCACAAAAGGCACUUCACGGUAGACAUCAUCAUGACCUCAAUCAACCGCAUGUGUCAAAGAAGCUUCGAACAGAUGGCUUACUAACGACAAUCUCUUUCCAGAGACUGAAGGCUUCAUGAUGGCUAUCAGGAUCAAGUUAUUAAAACGAAUAACAACAAGAAAAA
Diorhabda carinulata is the source of this 3822-nucleotide messenger RNA. RefSeq names its product cAMP-dependent protein kinase catalytic subunit 3 (gene Pka-C3). The record is from RefSeq and is a predicted model, not a curated record. Bases 762 to 1610 code for a protein of 282 amino acids. Lineage: Eukaryota; Metazoa; Arthropoda; Insecta; Coleoptera; Chrysomelidae. Gene Ontology annotation, molecular function: ATP binding; protein serine/threonine kinase activity. Gene Ontology annotation, biological process: protein phosphorylation. The transcript has 7 exons.